Rattus norvegicus (Norway rat) is the source of this 7240-nucleotide messenger RNA. The record is from RefSeq and is a predicted model, not a curated record. Lineage: Eukaryota; Metazoa; Chordata; Mammalia; Rodentia; Muridae.
CUGCACCUGGCAUGAUAACUGAAACACGUCCUGGGUCAACCCAGUAAGUGUACUUUGUAUGGAUAGAGGAGGUAGGGGUGGUGUGUGCCUGAAUGAGCUAUUUUAAUCCAUUUCUGCAGCCCCGGAAACUUGCCUGCUUACAGAUUGGGUGGAUAGACAAGCCUUGGAAGCUUCUAGAUCUUCACAAAACAAGGCAUUCAGUGCAAUCCUGGGCUUAUACUUUGUGUGUUCCAGGAUCAGUAACUUGACUGUGCAUUUUCCUGACACUCAUGAUUCAAGAAACUAGCGGAGAAGAAAAAAGAGCACUACCUGGCUUCAGUCUUUACAGUGUUUUCCUCAGAGUCCAUAGUUAGAAAUUUAACCCCCAAGUGGCACAAUGUGCAAAGCAGAAUCGGCUAGGAGUUGUCUGGGGUCCAUCUCCAUGAGCGUGAACUGAUGCUGCUCUGGGAGUGGGUCAGUUCUGAUAACAGGAUGCAGGUCAGUCUCUGCACUCCUCCCUCCACCCAUUUUGUGUAUUUCUUUCUGGCCACAUGAUAUCUUCUGCCACACUACAAUGUAGCAAGAAGACCCUUGAUGGAAGCAGUUCUUGAUUUUGAACUACCAAGUCUCCAGGACAUGAGCCAAGAAAUUUUCCAUUAUUUAUAAACUACCAGGCUGUGGCAUUUAGAUAUAGCAGCAGAAAUCAGAGGAUGAGCUUCCCUACCAUUUCAUGACUACUUCUGUCUCUGCCUAAUACCUCAGGAAGUCUUUACAAUGAGUCAGGAAACUUCUGUCUUUUUCUGUAGCUGGUAGUGAACUCCUGUAUGGGUGAGGAAGGCAGAGGAAGUAAGUUCCCCUCAUUUGGUAGGAAGAAAGUCCUGCUGUCUCCUGCAUACCAUCUCUCCUUUCUGGAGAAAGUGUAUAUCCAAUUAUAUCCAAGAUGACUUGUUUUUUUGAGAUUCCAGUGCCUCAGAAUAAGACUAUUUUUGGAGACAAGGCCUUUAAAGAGGCAAUUAGUCUAAACGAGGCCAUUAGAAUUGUCUCAGGCACCAGAGGAAUGCCCACAUGAACACACAGGAGGAGACUGUCAGCUGUACUCAUGCCAGCAUUUUCACUUGGAUACCCGGCCCCUGGAACUGGGACAGAUUGAAUUCCUGUUGUAUAAGCCACCGAAUGCUGGGUAUUUUAUGGAAGCCAUGGAAAAAAAUAAAGCAUAAUACAGGAAACCGACACAGUGCAGUGCUGAGCCACCCUCCCAAAGCGUCACCGCGUGAGUUGGAAUGACUCACUGAGGAGCAAGCCCAGGGUGACCAAGGACCCCCUUUCUCCAACAAACUCUGGAUCUGGGUGGGCAAUAGGGCAUCAGCUAGCUCUGGUUUGACCACAAGCUAGCAAGGAGCCCAGAAACUGUCACAUAAAGGGAAGUAGCUACAUAAAACCCUCAGAAGGCAAAGGAACCUGAUGCUACCUCCAAUUGGGCUGAAACGCCAUCUUCCAUUUAGUAAAAUUUACAUUUGUGAGAUUUUUGCCCGCAUUCAUGCCUAGUGCUUGUGGAGAUCAGAAGAGGGCAAGGGCAUCAGAUCCGCUGGGAAUGGAGUCACAGAUGGCUGUGCACCACCUUGUUGGGGGCUGGGAAUUGAACCUGCAUCAUCUGAAGAACUUCGAAUGCUCUUAACCACUGAGUGAGUCAUUCUCUCCAGCCCUUGAAAAUAUGUCUUAAAGGAGAAUCUGACUUAGUUGUGUGGGCCCAGAAAGGAGAGGCAACGUUUCAGGAAGGGUAGAUCUUGGUUCUGUUAUAGCUUUGUCAACUUAACAUAAAGCGGACAUACCUGAGAAAAGGGAAUCUCAACUGAAAAAUUGUUUCCAUUCGGCCAUGUCUGUGGGAACUUUUUCUUGAAUGCUGAUUAAAGAAAGAAGGGCCCAGACCACUGAGUGUGUGUGUGCAUGUGCACCCGUGCAUGCCUGCAUGUGUGCCUGCGUGCAUGUGUGUGUAUAUGUAUGUAUGUGUGUAUGUGUGUGUGCAUGUGCAUGCAUAUGUGUGCAUGUGCAUACAUGUGCAGGCAUGUGUGCAUGUGUGUGUGCAUGUGUGUAUGUAUGUGUGCACAUGUGUGCAUGCAUGUGUGUGUGUGAUUCCUAGGCAGACAGGCCUGAGCUGUAAUACAAAAGUCUGCCGAACAACCCAUGGGAAGUAAAGCUGGUAAGCAAGCAUCGUUCUCCAUGGCCCUCGCUGCAGUUCCUGCCUUGGCUUUCCUUAAUGGUGGACUGUAACUUGUAAGCCAAGUUAAAAUCUUUCCCUCCCCAGGUUUUUGUUUUUUGUUUUUUUGUUUUUUUUUUGUAUUUUUUUUGUCAGUGUUUUAUCACAAUAAUAGCAAAAACCAAAGUAGAACAGUCCCACACAAGGAAGGCUUUUCUGAAUGCUACUGGCAACUACUACAGGUUUCCUGAGGUACUAGAUGAGGCUACAUGACCUUGUUCACAAAUAAUUUAAUUUUUGUGGUACUGGGGGGAAGCCCUAAGCCUCACACAAGAGCUAGGCAAGCGGUCUACUACUGAGAUGCAGCCCCAGUUGGACACCACUGUGUCAGAAAGAAGAUUUAAACAUAGAUCCCAUGUUUGGGCCAGGCGGACUUGGAUGUUCCUGUUGGCCUUGGCAUAAACCGACUGUUGCGGCUAAGGGGCAGAUUUCAAAUAUAUUUGUCACAUGGUCAACAGUUUUAUGCCCUGUGGAUCUGACAGCUAUUUUAAAAUGGUAGAUAUUUUUACCGAGAAUGAACUAGAAUAAAUAUUCAAUUUGCAGCGAACAAUCUUAGGACCUUGGAAACACAGAAAAAUGCCCAAGUAAUGCUUUGGGGCCUCAAAGUACUCGCUCUAGCAGGAAUGCAUUUGCGAUAGCCAAAAAUGUUAAACUUACUCUGUGCAAAACUGACAUCUCAAUUUUACAAAUCGGGGAAAAAAAAAAACCCAACAACAUUGGACUAGAUUUAUCUACUAAAAGCUAAUUUCUCCUGCAAGAAUUUGUUAAAAUUACUCGCAGUAAGAGCCAACACGGUAAAAGCUGUAAUUUCCCAACUACCUUCAGUAUAUGAGAUUUUGAGAGAGUCGAUAGAAGGACGAGAUGAUUUGGUGGCUGUAUCAGAAACACGGUUUUUCAUAGCCACAAAUUGCUACAGAAUAAUGGAGUGCCAGUGGUUCAAAAAAAAAAUACUGCCUGCUGGCACUACCUCAUUAAGGCACACCCCUUAAUCACCGUGGACCCUCGGAGCCCAGCCCAGACCGCAGAGGGAGGCCCAGCUUGCUGGGGAACAACAAAUGUUGGGAGAACAGAGCUAGCAGCUGGCUGAACUUAAGACACCAGGAAGGGUCCGCUGACAGGGGAACUUUCUUUCCUGGGGACCCCUGAUCCUUUCGGGUUCUUACCCACAAGAAAUAAGCCUCCCCUUCCCGUUAUACCCAGCUUUCCGCAUUGGCACCCAUCAUCUCACCACCCGGUCACUUGCCUCCCUGGGGGAGAGCCUCUCUAGAGAAAGCUCCUAAAGGCAUCUCCAAGGCAUGCCAAGAGGGGAAAUGCCGACGGUGCAAGGGACAAGAGAUACAGAGAGACCUAGCCUCCUCCAGCUGUCCACUGGGCUCUAGGGGAAGCUCAGACGCUGUGGAGAUGCUGAGGUCAACAAGAACUUGAGGUUUUAGCAGCAAGGGUCGUGCUUACUCUGACCCAUUCAAGUUAACCCUGUCAUAGGAGAUGAUCCUGGGUGGGAUCACCCUGUCCACCUCCACCUUCGAGAUCGCAGCCUCUGAUGGCACGCACGGGGCAAGGGCUCCAGAGGCCACUGGUGAAGGACCGCGGUGCAGACCUGCGGUGUGUGCGCGUGCGUGUGCCUGGGUAUGUGUGCGUGCAUAUGCGUACGCGCGUGUGUGAAUGCGUGUGCGUGUGUGCCGCCGCCUGGCGACUCGAGCCCGACAGGUGCAGGCGCGCCGGCUUCCCAUUGGCCGCGGCGUCGUCCUCCGCCCACGCCAUCCCCUUACCCUCACUACCGGCGCUGGCUGGGACUCUCCGAGGCGCGUGCAGGCCCGCGCGCCCCUGCCCUUGCCGCGCGCGCCUGGGCCUCGUCCCUUCCUCCCCUUCUCCGCGCCGCCGCGCGCUCCCGAGCUCAGGUAGCGGGCGCGCGGGCGCCUCGCCGGGGGCGCGCAGCCCGGCAGCCGUGGCCCUCGUCACCCCCGCCCCCGGCCGCUCGGGGGAGCCCGGGGAGGGAGCGCGCGGCGGGACGGGCGGGGGCGAUGUAGCCCGGCAGCCGCCGAGGCUUCCGUCUCGCUCGCUCGCUCCUCUGUCUUGCUCGCUCGUUCGCUCGCUCGCUCGCGCAGCGGCGGCAGCAGAGGUCGCGCACAGAUGCGGGUUAGACUGGCGGGGGGAGGAGGCGGAGGAGGGAAGGAAGCUGCAUGCAUGAGACCCACAGACUCUUGCAAGCUGGAUGCCCUCUGUGGAUGAAAGAUGUAUCAUGGAAUGAACCCGAGCAAUGGAGAUGGAUUUCUAGAGCAGCAGCUGCAGCAACAGCAGCCUCAGUCCCCCCAGAGACUCUUGGCCGUGAUCCUGUGGUUUCAACUGGCGCUGUGCUUUGGCCCUGCGCAGCUCACCGGUGGGUUCGAUGACCUCAACGUGUGUGCUGACCCAGGCGUCCCAGAGAAUGGCUUCAGGACCCCCAGCGGAGGUGUCUUCUUUGAAAGCUCAGUAGCCCGAUUUCACUGCCAAGACGGUUUCAAGCUGAAGGGCUCCUCAAAGAGACUGUGUGUGAAACGCCUCAAUGGGACCCUAGGCUGGAUCCCAAGUGACAAACCUCUCUGCAUACAAGAAGACUGCCGGAUCCCCCGAAUUGAAGAUGCUGAGAUUCAUAACAAGACAUAUAGACACGGGGAUAAGUUGAUCAUCAACUGUCAUGAGGGAUUCAAGAUCCGGUACCCCGACCUGUACAACAUGGUUUCGUUAUGUCGUGAUGAUGGGACGUGGGAUAACCUGCCCAUCUGUCAAGGCUGCCUGAGACCUCUAGCCUCUUCCAAUGGCUACGUGAACAUCUCCGAGUUCCAGACCUCCUUCCCUGUGGGAACUGUGAUCGCUUAUCGCUGCUUCCCUGGAUUUAAACUCGAGGGUUCUGAGUACCUUGAGUGCUUACACAACCUUAUCUGGUCGUCCAGCCCACCCCGGUGCCUUGCUCUGGAAGCCCAAGUUUGUCCACUACCUCCUAUGGUGAGUCACGGAGAUUUCAUCUGCCACCCGAGGCCUUGUGAGCGCUACAACCAUGGGACUGUGGUGGAAUUCUACUGUGAUCCCGGCUACAGCCUCACCAGUGACUACAAGUACAUCACCUGCCAGUAUGGAGAGUGGUUUCCUUCCUACCAAGUCUACUGCAUCAAAUCAGAACAAACGUGGCCCAGUACCCACGAGACCCUCCUGACCACAUGGAAGAUCGUGGCAUUCACAGCCACCAGUGUGCUGCUGGUGUUACUGCUCGUCAUCCUGGCCAGGAUGUUCCAGACCAAGUUCAAGGCCCACUUCCCCCCCAGGGGUCCUCCCAGGAGUUCCAGCAGUGACCCUGACUUCGUGGUAGUGGACGGAGUGCCUGUCAUGCUCCCGACCUACGAUGAGGCUGUGAAUGGCAGCUCGAGUGCCUUAGGCCCCGGGUACCUGGCCUCCGUGGGCCAGGGCUGUCCUUUACCUGUGGAUGACCAGAGCCCUCCAGCCUACCCCGGCUCCGGGGACACGGACACAGGCCCUGGGGAGUCAGAAACCUGUGACAGUACCUCGGGCUCCUCCGAGAUGCUCCAGAGUCUAUAUUCACCCCCGAUGUGCCAAGGGGGCAGCCGCCCUGCCCCAGACACCCCUGACACGAUUUCAAGCACAGCAGGGGAGGUAGCAUCCACAAGCCCAGGCAUCGACAUUGCAGAUGAGAUCCCACUCAUGGAAGAGGAUCCCUAGUCUGGUAACAUCCUGCUAACCCCACUGUCCCCUUUGGGGGAAAGAGCCUUGAACCUUGGAGAGAGGCCACAGGAGGACAGAGCUUGGGCACAAGGGGGUGCUUUUAAUCUAUCUACACGAGGACGGUGAUUCAUACCACACAACUCCAGCAGGACUGUGGGUCUGGCCGACAGCAAUGGCGGUGCUUUCAAAUGAGACUCAAGGGUUUAUCAUGACCUGCAGGGAACAGAGGGCAGAGGGGACUCUCUCAGCCUCACCCCCCAUGACAGAGCUGAGUGUCUCUUGCUACGAAGCGUGAGACAGUGCCACACACAUCCUGGCGAGUCACAUAUCCUGUUGCUUCUGUUAACAGCAGUCCCUGCUCCUCCAAAAGCAUGCCAUAUUGUAUAAAUCUGCUUCUAAACUCUGCUUUGAACUGUCUAGGGACUUUAGAUCUGGACAGGUCGGCAUCUGUAAAAAGCCCGUGUUGACCUGCAAACCCAGGAGCAGAUCCUCUCUUUGCCCUUACUCGGAAGGGACGGGCUCCCACAGCUGAUCAAAGCAGAAGGAAGUGGCAGUUUGACAGAGAAAGGAAAGGAAAAGCCACCUCUGCUUUCUGGAAAUGUCUUCAUGCCAAGCCCCCAUGCUCUGCGCUGCCCUCUGGUGACAUGCAUCGGUGCCUGUGUCCAUGGUCUGGCAGUGGACCUGUGGCGUGGGGUAGACCAGUGACUUUACACGUGGGGAGAACGAGUUCAGAUGCAUCUUGUGGUGGACCAAGUAACCUGGUCGUGUUUGGUUUGGGCAUUGGGCAGACCCCACUCACAUUUAUCUGCUCAUGCCGUCCUACGUGGGCCAUUGCUGUCCCAUUGUUCUGACCCUAAAACCUAACCGUUCACUUAUUUUCCAAAAAGGCAAGUUUCUGUGAACACAUUCUGCGUUUGGAGGAGGACGAAAGCAUAAGCAGGAUCUUUCAUGACCAUCCCUCAGCCCCUCAGCUCUAUUUCAUCCCGCUAAGUCCAAAGGCUGGCCUCCCAGCCCCGAGUCACCCUGCCUGCCUGCUAUCCCAAGUUUCUAGGAGGGUCUCAUGGCACCCACUGGGUGUUGUGCCUAAGCAAUCCAUCGGUUUUUUUGAAGAAGCGUCUCUCCGAACACACGUCGGUCCAUGGUGUCGUUUCCAUCCCUCCUCUGGGUUGUAAACAAAUACAACCAAACUCUCAUCCAUUAAAAUCACUGUGCUGGUAGAGCACCGGGGGGCUGGAGGCUCGAUCGAAUCCCGCUUUCUCUCAACACAGACCGAUUAAAAAUUAAAAAAGAAAA